This is a messenger RNA of Diabrotica virgifera virgifera (western corn rootworm), 9213 nucleotides long. Its product is annotated as transforming growth factor-beta-induced protein ig-h3. The record is from RefSeq and is a predicted model, not a curated record. The transcript is spliced from 6 exons. Lineage: Eukaryota; Metazoa; Arthropoda; Insecta; Coleoptera; Chrysomelidae. The coding region runs from base 110 to 1858 and encodes 582 amino acids.
GAGUCAGAAGGCAGUACAGCCGCGUCGAACACAGAAACAACGCCGGCAGUUUGUGUUAUGGUGUCCCGCAGUCCACAGUUGCUAGUCGCGCGGCGUUUCAACAAGUGACAUGGUCCUGGUACGGCGGGCCGGCGGUGUCGGGGCCUCGUGCCUCGUGUGCCUCCUCCUCAUGACCUGCUCAACUUUACUCCUUGUAGACGGAGCUGUUAUCCUGCCGAACACUUCGGGAAUUGAUGGACAGCUAACGGCGAAUCAUAAAGUUGAUCACUUCUUUUCGCUUUGGUUGGUGUUUAGUAACGACGAUGUUAAAAUAUCAGAUGAGCCAUUCACAAUCUUUGCUCCACAAAAUGCAGCAACCAAGCGAGCAGAAAAACUUCUUCAACAACCUGAACUUAUUAAAAAACUACUUAUGGACCACGUUGUCCUGGGAUCACUUAUCGACCUUACAAACGUAACAAGCAAUGUUUCCUUAAAAACUCUUUCUGGUAAAAUGAUUACUGUGAAGUUUUCCAAGGAACAUGGUCUAACUGCUAAUAAUGCCAAUGUAGUGGAAAGAAAAGUCAAGGUACCAAAUGGUUUAUUAGUCGUCUUAGACGGUUACUUGUUCUCGUUUACGGAAGAACAAGAAAUAAAAGAAAAGAACACUUCCUCAACGACGUCCACGUCCCAAGAAAAGCUGAUGGACGUAUCGGCCACGUUUCCCUCAGCGUCCAACGAAAGCAAUAAAAAUCAAUCGAACACUACGUUCGUGGAAAACAUUAUGGAAGUACUUUCGUUCCUCAAGAGCGGCGUUAGAGUAUUUCAACACUUCUUAUCAAGAUCCAACGUUUCCAAGUUGCUACACCGAGAUGAAGAAUAUACCGUUUUCGUACCGACUGACCACGCUUUCCAAAGGUGGCACCCAAUUGAUUGGGGGUUUUAUCCAUUUAGUGUCCCCGAAUUUACAGAGAGUGUAAUUGUUAACCAUUUUGUUAAAGGUAGAUUAAAACAAGAACUUAUUAAGGACGGAGAAGUUAUCAAAACAAUCGGAGGAAAGGAAAUUGUGUUUAGGAAAACACCCAAUCUUACCGUCAAUGGAGCCAUGCUAGUAAAGGGAGACACACCAGUCGCCAGAGGCAACAUAAUGUUCAUAGGAGAAGUACUAUUCGUCACGGAAUCUAUAGUGUCUAAACUCCAUCAACAACACAAAGAUAAAGAAACUCCCCCACUCCUAGCAUUUCCUUGGUUCGGAGCUCAAUUCCUUUCCCAUGCCUUCCUAGCAUUGGAACGAGACAAGAGAUUCACGCAUAUCACACGGUUCCUGAACCUUGCUGACCUCGCACCGCAUGUAUCAGGAACGGGAUAUUCGUUCUUUGUUCCCACUGAUACAGCGUUCGAGAAGAUUGGACUGGACAAAAUGCCGGACAAUUAUUUGUCGACUGGGGACGGAUUGCAGAUUUUACUUAACCACUUUGUUAAAGGAAGGUUGUACGAUAGAGACCUGAGGGAUGGAAUCCGACUGGAGUCUUUGGGAAAUAGGACCAUUGAAGUGAAAAGAAUGAAAGAUGACGUAUAUAUCAACGAUGCAAAAAUAGUAGAAAGUGAAGUUUUCGUAUACAACUUAGGCACAAUGUUCUAUAUAGACAAAGUACUUUUCACGGCUAAAAACACUCUCCUCAACACUAGUGUAGUUACAGAAGCAACGCGAUCUCUAACACCAGCUUGGACGACGCAAUCAAACGUUGAAGACGUUCCCGAAGAACUAGCAGAGCCUUCGGGAUCUUUACCAGACGUCCUCUUCGCGGAUGGAGCUAGCCCCGAUAACGAAACAGAAGCGUCAACUAUAACGAUCACUAAACAAAAAAGUACUGUUAAAUAAUGUGUUAAAUAUUGUAAUGGUGGUAUUAGUAAAUUAUAUUUUAAUUUUUACAAGAGCUAACAUUUUUUCACUUAUUUUUACUAAACACAGUCCAGUAAAUAGGAAGCUUUAUAUUACAGAACAUCACAUAGGUCCAUAUCUGGUCAUUUUUGAGUCUUCGGUUUGUUUUCCUUUAAACAUAUUAUAUAAAAAUCAGCAGUUUUUAAAAUUUUGCCGAAAAAAAUACGCUUUUACAAAGAAAUGUCUAAAACCAAAUUUAAAAGAUGAAAUAUUAUACCAAAUUUAAGGACAGUGGUUGUUUGAGUAAAGUAGUGGACUGUAUAAUAAAGAAUAGACCUGGAUCCCGCGUAAGAAAGAAAAGUUGAUUAAUAGCAAGCUGAAAAUUUGUUAAUAGCUUAACGGUGUCUAGUCGGACAAACUUUGAUGCACGGGAACACUGGAACAGGGGAAGUUUUAACUGUGGAGCAUGAUAAAUGUGUCGUCCUGACAAGUUUAUGAUUGUGAAAAAUAGCAAGUUGUUUUUAAGUUUAUUCGAUAGCCAACGUUAUGUAAUAUAUGCAAAAAUGUUUUUCCGACAAAAAUGUUGGGCAUUUUAACGAGUCCAACACGUAGAACAUGUUACAUCACAGGAAUUAUGUUGGUGAUGAAUAGCAGUCUGAUUUUUGCAUGAGAGUUUAAUGAAAGGUUAAAAAAGCAAUUGGAAGUUCUGUCCGACAAAAUUAAUGGGAAGUUUUCGUAGUCGGACAUUCUAAACAGGUAAGAUAUAGACAAAAAUGCUGGUGAUAAAUAGCUUUCCGACAAAGACGAAAUUUAAUUAAGUAAAUUAUUCCUUAUUAAGAAUGACUGUUGUCGGAAAAAAAUAAGGGGUAGAUUUUGUAGUCGGACAAUUUAAAAAAAUAAUUUUUGAAAUUUCAAUAAGGGGUGAUUAUUCUAUGUCAAAAGUACCUGCAAUCAAUUACAAUCGAUAUCUUUCGAUUUAUGUCAACAUAAUUUAGAUACCUCACUGUAAUACAUUUAUAGUAGAUCAGGUAAAUUAUAUUAUGGAUUGAGUGGUCUAGCUAUCUUUGUCUGCCACAUGCGCGGGAUCGCUUGGUUAAAAGAGAUAGAUAGACCACCUAUCGACUUUUUGCACUGUAUUCCCUGUCUACCGUUAUGUCUAUGAAUACAUUUCCAUUUAAGAAAAACUGUCACUUUUGACAAUAAUUCAUACUAAAUUGCAAUCGUAACUUCAAAUUUAAACUAAUCGAUUUAUUUUGGCAGCAAAUUAUUUCUUGCCAUGUGACAUAUUAAUUAUAAUAUUACAUUAUUAUUAAUAAUAUUACAUUAUUAAUAAUAUUACAUUAUUAUUUCAUUUGUAGAAAGUUGAGAAAAAUUACGUUAUUACAAUUUUAGUAAUAAUUUAUUUAGGUACCCUUUUUCAAUCAAGCAAAGUAUUAUAGCACGAAGAAUGAUAUUCAAUAGAACUUUCACAAUUAUCUGGCAACUGAACCUCAUUGAAUUGAUGACCAAGUAUUUUACUAACUUUGUAAAAUGUUCGAAAAUUACUCAAAAAUGUUCCGUUGAAUGGUUUCACUUUUGAUUUGGCGACUUAAAAUUUAAACUGUCGACACUCAAAAAUAGACACAAAAACACUCCAUAGUUAAUAUAAAUUUUAAUUUCCAACACACGUGGCAAACAGAAACUCAGAGACCAUGUACUUUCAAAUACUACUUUGUAUAGCACAAAGUGUCACACUGACAAAUGCAGCCUUCUAAUACAUACUUCUAAGCAUAAUGUGUCAUAUUUACGUCUAUUCUUAUAAGCACCGAAGUUUUAGACUCUUCACAUUUUUCAAUGUCGUUUACAGGGUUAAGAUUUGAGUAUGGAAAAAAAUGUAUACAACGUUUUUUGUAGGAAAUUUUCCGUACUUUCUGAUGCGCCUAAUUAGAAAACCCUAAGAGAUUGCUUUCACAUGUUCUUUGACAUUUUUUAUUGUAAUUUUGAGAAUAUCUAGAACAAACUCCACCCAAGAAAAUAAUUGUUUUGCAAUGUAUACAUGCAUUGAUACUUACCUCACUGUUUUUGGAGUGUGCAUGUAUAUAAAUGCACAUGCAAAUAUGUGAAUAUAAAUAAUAAUAUACAACUAAAAUAGCUUUAUCAAUAUGUGACUAAGUCAUUCUGAAAAAAUGUUUUUUAUUUAUUUCCUUCGAUUUGCCCAAACUUUUUGUCCGACAUAUAACUUUUUGCGUUACAAAAUAUAAUUUGUACAUAAACAAAUCAAAAUUAGCUUGCUAUUUAUUACCAACAUUUUUGUCUAUAUCUUACAUGUUUAGAAUGUCCGACUAGGAAAAUUUCCCAUUCAUUUUGUCCGACAGAACUUCCAAUUGCUUUUUUAACCUUUCAUUAAACUCUCAUGCAAAAAUCAGACUGCUAUUCAUCACCAACAUAGUUCCUGUGAUGUGACAUGUUCUACGUGUCGGACUCGUUAAAAUGCCCAACCUUUUUGUCGGACAAACAUUUUUUCAUAUAUUCUAUAACGUUGGCUAUUGAAUAAACUUAAAAACAACUUGCUAUUUUUCACUAUCAUAAACUUGUCAGAACGACACGUUUAUCAUGCUCCACCGUUAAAACUUCCCCUGUUUCAGUGUUCCCGUGCAUCAAUGUUUGUCCGACUAGACACCGUUAAGCUAUUAACAAAUUUUCAGCUUGCUAUUAAUCAACUUUUUUUUCCUACGCGGGAUCCAGGUCUAGAAUGUGGUUCAUCAAGUCUAACGGAAGAUAUUUUAGUAGUACCUAUCUCCAUCAAUAAACUCCAGAUCCAAUAAGAGGAAUGUCUUUUGUCAUUUUAGUUUUAAAGGAAAACUGCUCUAUUAUAAAAUAAAAUGUAACGAUGAAAGAAACUACUGUGUGGUAACAGGAAAACUAGAAGGCGCUGCUCCAGAAAACAAGAGACCACUAAGGAACUAGAUUGUUAGACUUGAUCUAUGCAUCACUAGAGCAAAAAAAGAGCGUCAUAUUUUUAUUUUUUUAUAUAAGUGAGUUAAAAUGGUAUUUAAAAUCCCUUUCCACGCUAUUAUGUAUGUAUUUAAAAUUGUGAUGAAGCUGAAAUAGGCUGGUAUUUCUAUGUAUUUUCUUUAAAUUACUUGUAAAAUUAUUAUUUUCUAGGAAAUUUUGGUUUACACUUUACAGUUAGAAAUGCAGUAGCACACAGACAUAUCAAAGUUUUUGUUUGUAUUUUCUUUUAUGAUAAUGCCUUAAUUUUUCAAUAGCUUUUGUUACAAAAAUGCAGAUUAAAUGAAUUAAAGCUUAUUAAAUUAUAGCGUUGGAAAUCUAAGAAAUGAACAUAAUAUAUAGCAUAGACCAGGGCGCAUCUGUAAAAACAUUAGUAGGUACAUUUGGAUGUUGAGAGGAUUAUAUUUUGCUUGAAAAUAACUCAUAUAAUAUUAUGUGAGUUAUUCUCCCACUCAAAAAGGUCCUGAACAUUGUUUAAAUAAUCAAAAUGUCACGAAAAAGUAAAAUUCGUUUUUUUAUUCAUUUUUGGAUUAUAACUUUAAAAGUAUUCAUUUCCGAGAAAAGUUGCACUAACAUAAAACUUGCGUAAUUAAAUUUCCUACAACGUAGGGUUCGUUAAAAAUUUUAAAAAUUGUCACCCUUGUUAAUAAAAAAAAACAAGUAUUCGCAUUUUACGUUUUUCCACCAUUUAUACUACACUUAGAACCUUCAUAUUUCACCUAGAAAAACUAUAUGAUACAAUAAAACAAUACUAUACAUUUAAUUAAGAUCGGUUUAAUAGAUUUUGCAAAAUAAAUUUUGCAAUCCAGCUUUCGCAAAAAAAAGUACUUUGCUAAGUAAUAAGACAUUUACUCAACUACACAUUAUACUAUAAUUUGAUUGCGACUGUAUGAAUCAUUAAUAUCUAUGCCAUUAAAGAAAACUAACAUUCAACCCAAUGUUAAAUCAUAUAUGUUCAGUUCUUUGAAUCCCGAUGCUGUAUAUUUGAAAAAAAUAUAUGUAAUUAAUAAAAAAAUCGUAUAUGCUACGUGUAGCUUAGUAAAACUAUUUUGUUGACAUAUAUUUUUUUAAACUUUUUAACUUUUUCGGUUUUUAAAAAAUCGUCUUAGAUAUAGCGUUAAUAUUAUAUUUAUAAUAGGACUACUUUUUCCACUAGUUUCUUUGCACAUCACCGAAAAAACAAAAUAUAUAAAAAAUUUCAACAACACUUUGGUCUGAAUUUUAUUCAUUUAUCUGCAUUAAAGUUUACGGCAAGUUUCCCUUUUUAAUCAACUCUUUAUUAUUUACUAAAGUAUACUAAAAGUUAAAUAUAAGAAAAAUAUGAUUUGGGAAAAAACCAGUUUUAUUGUUGUUUAACAUUCGUAAGGCGCACCCCAGACCUCGUUUUUCUCACCUAUCUUUUUGAUAAUUUUUUUUUAUUUUUGUCCAUUUUUUUAUUCGCAUUAAAUUCAAUUCUAAACGCACUCCACCCAUUACAGCUUUAAAACUGUUUGCGUUUAAGUGUUUUUUUUUUUGGAAAAAUGACAGUAGGGUGCAUAUGAUGAAAAUUUCAUUUCCUGAAUUGGACGUUUCUGAUGUUACACCUGGAGCUAACAGAGCUACGGAACAAGGUCGUUGUUACUUAUGUCACAGAAAAAGACAGGAAGUCCCGACAUAACUGUAUUGUGUGUAAAAACUUUGUGUUGCUCACUCUGUGAAAAAUUUCAUGUGUUUGUGAUGCAAUGAUAAUAAUUUUUUUAAGAAGAAAUGAGUACUUUGUUUGUAAAAUUAUGUUUCAUAGUUUAAUAAGCAAGUCCUAUUUAUUUUUCAAAUUAAUUUCCCCGACGUUCACAUAUGAAAAACAAUGGAUAUACGGAUGGGGUGUAAAUGCACCCUGCACCGUCGUUUACGUAAGAAUCUAAGUACCGCCUUACGAGGGUUAAAGUAAAGUAGUUACUUUUAGUUUAGAUUUUUAAAUAAGUCGACACCUCAUCCGGCGUCCUAAAACUUUCCACGAGUAGUUUGUUUUUGAUUCUCUGCAACACAACACAAAGAAAUCACAGGGUGCCAAGUAAGGACUUUAUGGAGGAUUGCCUACAAAAUCGAUGUUUUUCUCUAAAUGGUACCUACACAACUGUCAAAGCUCUAUACGAUUGAGCUUUUUGACAGUUAUUCAUUCCAUUAUCUAACGAAAUCGUCAUGCAAGAUUGAUUUUUUGAAUUUUAAUAGGUUCCCUUAACAUCCGUGGAUCUUUUACUAGCCAACUGUGUCCUUGGUACCUUUUUUAACUAUUUGACUGUUUUACUUGGUUUUAUUACAUAUUUGAAGUGCAAAGAAAUUACUCUUAAAAAGGGUAUACUAAUAGUUAAAAUUCUUAUUUUGUUUUAAAUUACUUAUAAUAUUUUUUAUAAUAGUUAUGCAGAUUAAAGUAAUGGUGUAUAUAUAAUAAAUCAGUUAUUUAUGUAAGUAAAUUAGAAAUAAUUUAUAUCUAGACAAACCAUGACUGAUGAAUGUUAAGAACAAUUUGCAGAUUUUUGUAAAUUGGUUUAUAUUUCUAUAAAAAUUAAUGUCUGUUAUUCUAGUAAAUAGAGAAAUAGAAUCGGUUAGAGAUGAAAUUAUGGAUAUGUUUCUUUACUAUAACAUUUCUGUUCAGUUAGAACAUAUGAAAGUAUCUGGAAACAAGUAAAUUUGAAUCAUAGUCAAUAGAGUCAAAUAGAAAAAAGUAAAAAAAAAUUCUGAUAACAACCAGAUACAAAAGGAAACAAUGGAUGAAGUCAUAAAAAGGAAAUUUUAGAAUUAAUAGAAGAAAGACAUCAUAAAAAGAAAAUCAGAUGUACAAAAAAAUUCAUAAACAAAUAAAAUACAAAAUUAAGCAAGCAAUAGAAGAAUGGUUAAAAGAAUAAUGCACAGAAAUGGAAGAAAACCAGAAAGACAUGAUAGUUUUAACACACAAAAAGAUUAAACAAUUAACUACAAAAAUAGAAAAAGAAAGCCUGGAAUAUUGAAAGAUUCAAAUAUGAAACUAGUGUUAAAUAAUAUCAAAAAAUUAAAGAGAUGGAUAAAAUACAUCAAUAAGUCGUUGAAAGAGAAUAGAACAGAAGAUAUUAUGAAAAUAGAAGUAGAAGAUGGUACGGUUUUAUAGGUAGUAAGAAAGGAAAUUAAAAUGGCAUUCAAAAACAGGAAAAAUGGCAAAACAGUAGGUUCAAACAUUAACCUUUAACUACACGCGCUGGCGUAUUUGGUACGCCAGAUAUAAGAAUUAUACUGCAAAUAUAUUAAAAAAUUUAAUUUUUGACCUUGUUUAUCUCUCUAACCUAUCACUGGAAUGUGCUUUACAAUUUGGUUUUAGUUUCGUUAUAAUCGGCGUUCUGGGAAGAUCGUAAUUUACAGUUUAUUAUUUGUUGUUUCCGGUGGUGGACAAUAUACGCCACGAUUAUAUUGAUAUAAGUCGUAAUAUGAGUACAUAUUUCAAUUGUUUUUUAGUCAUUAUGGCACAAAAUAUAUUUUUCUUUAUAAACAAUACUUUUUCUCCUGUAAAAAAUCACAUUUCAAAAAAAUUUUUAUUCGUAAUUUUAUUUAUCAUGGAAUCCAGUUAUUCCAUGAUUCCAGUUAUAAAUCCCAAUUGGCUUACUGAGAAGGAACUCCAAGUAUUCACUGAUGCCGAAUAAGGUUUAUAACAAACAACUAAGUGUAUUUUUUCAAAAAAAAUAAUCAAAUCCGCUGUUUUUAAGUGUAUUUUCUUGUGGCGUGUAAAGUACGCCACGCGUGUAGUUAUGUUAUAACUUGAUGCGCGGGUAGUUAAAGGUUAAAGUAGACUUGAUUAACACAAUAUACAAAACAAGAUAUAUACCGAAAUAAUCUUUACUUUUCACCUUUUGCGCUAUUCCUAAAUAUACAAUGUUACUUUGAUUUUAAAAAAGCAUUUGGUAAAGAAAGGCAUGAAAAAUUAGUCCAAAUUCUUAAGAAAUAAAAUAUAGACAAGAGUGACCUAGGAAUAACAACAAACUUUUACUCGAAUCAAAGAGCACAAAUUGUAAUAGAUAAAAACGCAGUUCAGAAAUUGAAAUCAGGAGGGGAGUUUAGGCAGGGAUGUAUUAUGUCUCCAUUACUAUUUAAUGUAUAUAAAAAUAAUGAAAUAUUUAAAAAAAAAAUUUAACGACCACAUCAAUAACCAAACGUCAUAUCCCUAAUUUCAGUUCUAACUUCUGAUUGUAGAUGAGUGUUGUGUAAUUCUAAUAAAUCAUAAAUGUUUACGUUUAGCUAACAAUAAUAUAUUCGAUAUAUUACUAGUACAAACAAUAAAACAAUUACUUUCGUACAUCUUCUUUAAUGGUUUUUGUCUUUGUACAUAUUUUAAUUUUUGAUUUAAUAAAGUCUUAAAACUU